This is a messenger RNA of Cynara cardunculus var. scolymus (artichoke), 1257 nucleotides long. RefSeq lists its product as uncharacterized. The record is from RefSeq and is a predicted model, not a curated record. NCBI's taxonomy places the organism in Eukaryota, Viridiplantae, Streptophyta, Magnoliopsida, Asterales, Asteraceae. The transcript is spliced from 6 exons. Bases 513 to 1115 code for a protein of 200 amino acids.
AUGCAACAAAACCACAACCCCCACUUCUUCUCCUUCCUGUCAACACAACUCUCACACAAACAAGAACACAGAAGAGGCAGAGCAAAGAUCCCAUUUCCCCCCAGAUUAAAUUACAAAAAACCCCCUUUCCAAUUUGAAUCCUUGAAACCCUAAAUUGAUUUCAAUCCUGCAGAAAGAAUCCCCUCCAUUUUCCACCAUUUUCUGUUGUAUAUUCACAUAGUUUUACUCUUGCAAUCCCUUCCUCAUAUUUAUCUUCCAUUCUUUAUUGAAUACAGGGUGAUCUGGAGGAUUUCUUGCUCUUUCUAGCUUAGAUCCUCAAGUGGGUGUUCUGUAUUUUUUUUUUUUUGUAAUUUGUGUUCUUAGUUCAUCACAGAAAUUGGGUUUUCAAGAAAUGUUAGAACUCUUGAUUUUGGGAAGAUAAAGAUUGAAGCUCUGCUGUUCUUGGUUAUUUCCAAGAUUUGAUGCUGUUUUUAGCAUAGAUCCUCACAGAUAAAGAUUGAAAGUUUGGCGUAAUGGAUAAGUUACAGUGGGGGAAUAGAAAGAGACUGAGAUGUGUAAAGGUCAAAGAGUCAACAGUUAUGAAUGGGAAAUCAGAUGGAAAUGGAAUUGUUGUGAAGAAGAAAAUCACAUCUCAACGUGUUGAUCGAAGGGUUGUUAAUGAACAAGAUUCUCAUCAUCCUCUUCCUCCUCUUCAUGCUUCAUCUCCUCAACGUCUCAAUAGGAAGAUAAUGUCGGCAUUAUCGUCACCGGAAAAAGAAGAUCGGUACUACUCGACACGGGGAUCAGGAGCAGGAUUCGACGACAGUAGCAGCAGCAAGAAGGUGUUGAAUGUGGAUGCAAAGAAAGAGAGCAAAAGGGCAGUUUGGCCCAAACUGUUCACCACAUUAUCAAGCAAAGAGAAAGAAGAAGACUUCAUGGCUAUGAAAGGGUGUAAACUGCCUCAAAGGCCAAAGAAAAGGGCCAAGAUGAUUCAAAGAACCUUACUUUUGGUUAGUCCAGGAGCAUGGCUAUCUGAUCUAUGCCAAGAAAGAUAUGAAGUUAGAGAGAAGAAGACUUCCAAGAAGAGACCCAGGGGAUUGAAGGCAAUGGGAAGCAUGGAAAGUGAUUCUGAAUGAGAUUUGGAGGGAAAAAGAAUACUGAAUUUGGGUAGGUUUUUGUUAGAAAUUGAAAAGAGAAAUCUAUCUUUUUUUCCCAAUUGUUAUUUGUUGGCUCUUCCCAAUAUAUUUUAAUCAUAUAUGUACUUUUAAUCGCUAGCUG